AUGAGAUUCACUACUGCUUUAGCUUCCGCUUCUUUUAUUAGCGCAGCUAUGGUAUCUGCUUUGCCUCAUGCUCAUGCUAAGCGUGAUGAGGACUGCUCAACUACCGUCCAUGCUCAUCACAAGCACAAGAGAGCUGUUGCUGUCGAGUAUGUUUACCAAACCGUUACCGUCAACGGCCAGGGUGAAACCAUUGCUCCAGCUACUGUCACUUCCACCGAAGAAGCAGCUACUACUUCGUCCACUGAGGAUCAACAAACCACUACUUUGGAACCUUCAACCUCAAGUUCUGAAGAAGAAUCUUCCUCUUCUUCUUCUUCUUCUUCUUCUCAAUCCUCUACUGAAUCUUCCACUGAAGCUUCUGAAUCCUCCACUUCCUCCCAAUCUUCCAGUUCUUCGUCAUCUGGUAGUACUUCAACCUCUACCAGCAGUUCCGGUGAUCUAUCAUGGUUCUCCUCUCCAACUGAGGAAUUCGAAGACGGUGUGAUGUCCUGUGACGAAUUCCCAUCCGGUCAAGGUGUUGUCUACCUAGAUUGGUUAGGAUUCGGUGGUUGGUCCGGUAUCGAAAAUUCGGACGGUUCUACCGGUGGUACUUGUAAAGAAGGUUCUUACUGUUCUUACGCUUGUCAACCAGGUAUGUCCAAGACCCAAUACCCAUCUGAUCAACCAUCAAAUGGUGUCUCCAUCGGUGGUUUGCUAUGUAAGAAUGGUAAGCUUUACCGUUCCAACACUGACGAAAAGUACUUGUGUACUUGGGGUAUUGACAGUGCCUACGUCGUUAACGAAUUGUCUGACGUCGUCUCCAUCUGUAGAACCGAUUACCCAGGUACUGAAAACAUGGUUAUCCCAACUAUUGUCAACGGUGGUAGCAAGUUACCAUUGACCGUUGUCGACCAGGAUACAUACUACACAUGGCAAGGAAUGAAGACAUCGGCUCAAUACUACGUUAACAAUGCUGGUGUUUCUAAGGAGGAUGGUUGUGUCUGGGGUACUUCUGGGUCUGGUAUUGGUAACUGGGCUCCAUUGAACUUCGGUGCUGGUGCCACUGGCGGUAUCUCUUAUCUGUCUUUGAUUCCAAACCCAAACAACCGUGAAGCAGCCAACUUCAACGUCAAGAUUGUUGCAGCUGACGGUGGUAGCGUCAUCGGAGAAUGUGUUUACGAAAACGGUUCCUACAACGGUGGUAGCGAUGGUUGUACCGUUUCAGUGACUUCUGGUGCUGCUAAUUUCGUUUUAUACGAUUAA
Messenger RNA from Kluyveromyces lactis, 1242 nucleotides. RefSeq names its product putative glucosidase SIM1 (gene SIM1). The transcript has a single exon. The coding region runs from base 1 to 1242 and encodes 413 amino acids. Gene Ontology annotation, biological process: fungal-type cell wall organization. Gene Ontology annotation, cellular component: cell surface; fungal-type cell wall. Lineage: Eukaryota; Fungi; Ascomycota; Saccharomycetes; Saccharomycetales; Saccharomycetaceae. The record is from RefSeq and is a predicted model, not a curated record.